CCAUCUAAAAAGCGCAUAAUAGCAAUGACAGUACAUGUUCAUUUAAGGCAAAAGCGCAUGUUAGCAUAAAAAUCGUACCUUUAUCGUCUUCUUUCCGUGUCUCUCUGUAAAUCUUCCUGUUUAAGCGAAGGCGACGAUACUAUUUCAAUCCCCCACCCAACUUCCCCUUUCAACGCAUUAUCAACAUCUCUCUCUCUCUCUCUUAGCGAAAACAAAAUUCUCUCUUUGCAUGAUGGGAUUGCUCGAUCUGGAGAAGCACUUCGCCUUCUACGGCGCUUACCACAGCAACCCAAUCAACAUCGUAAUCCACAUCAUCUUCGUAUGGCCAAUCGUCUUCACAGCCUUGCUUCUCCUCUACCCCGCGUCCCCAAUUUACGACCUUUCUCAAUUAGGGUUUCCUCAGUCGAUGACCCUCGACGGCGUUCUGAGGUUAAACGUUGGGUUUGUCGUCACGGUGGCGUAUGCUCUGUUCUACAUCUGUUUGGAUAAAAAAUCUGGGUUCGUAGCGGCUCUCAUGUGUUUCGCUUGCUGGGUUGGUUCCAGUGUCCUCGCUGAUCGAUUAGGACCUUCUCUUGCCGUAAAGGUUGGAUUAGCAUCUCAGCUGUUAUGUUGGACCGGGCAGUUUCUUGGCCAUGGAUUAUUCGAGAAACGAGCACCUGCGCUAUUAGACAAUCUAGCCCAAGCUUUUCUAAUGGCUCCUUUCUUCGUGUUACUUGAGAUUCUUCAAUUGGUUUUCGGGUAUGAGCCAUAUCCAGGUUUUCAAGCUCGCGUGAACGCCAAGGUAGAAAGUAGCAUAAAGGAAUGGAGAGAAAAGAAGCAGAUCAAGUAGACUAAGCUCACAUAAGCUUUGGAUCAUAUAAACCUAAACCCAUUGUAAUGUUUCUAUGUUAAAGUUCCACAUAAUAACAAGACCACCAAUUGAUGGAUUUGUGUAUAACUAUGUUUCAAUAUAUCGAACGGAACUUGAAAAUGAACAAUA
Messenger RNA from Brassica oleracea var. oleracea, 979 nucleotides. RefSeq lists its product as uncharacterized. The transcript has 4 exons. The record is from RefSeq and is a predicted model, not a curated record. Bases 230 to 829 code for a protein of 199 amino acids. Gene Ontology annotation, cellular component: endoplasmic reticulum. NCBI's taxonomy places the organism in Eukaryota, Viridiplantae, Streptophyta, Magnoliopsida, Brassicales, Brassicaceae. Gene Ontology annotation, biological process: sphingoid catabolic process.